Messenger RNA from Paramuricea clavata, 619 nucleotides. Lineage: Eukaryota; Metazoa; Cnidaria; Anthozoa; Malacalcyonacea; Plexauridae. The record is from the annotation of a GenBank genome assembly.
AUGACUACAAAGAAACUAAGGGAAGAAAACGAACUCCUACGAUCGGAGAUCGAAGGGUUAAAGAACCAACUAUACAAGAUAAGCGAAGAUUUGAAAACACAACAAGCUACUGCAGCAUCAAAGUCAAGCAGAACCGCUGAAGCGAAACAGGCAAAAGAUACGAUCGAACGAACCAACUCUGAGGAACGAGCAGAGGCUGUUGUCUUUAUGAGCAAACAAUAUGAUGAUCUAGAAGUAUUCCGUAAGCAAGCGACGCAAGAUAUUCAACAGAUCACAAAAAAAUUGGAUUCAAUCAGUAAAAAAUGUGAUGAGAUUACUGAGGCCAUCGAACUGGCCGAACAAUAUAGCUACCAAUACAACAUUAAGAUCAUGGGCGUACCGCAAUUAAACGAGAAAGAAUCGGCUGAAACUACAGCAAGUCUUUGUAUGAAGCUGUUUACGGCUAUGGGCGUAACUGAUGUAUCUUUACAGGACAUAGACAUUGCACAUCGUGUCCAAUCUAGAAGACCUUCACAAAAUUCCAACCCAAUUAUAUGUAAAUUUGUCCGUCGACUAGCUAAAGAAAAGAUUAUGGCGGCUCGGAAACAUGCAUUAGAUAAUAUCACGCCCGAUCAGCUUG